AUGCCGCCGAUAACAUCACCACGGCGCACGGCAUUCACGCACGUCGCCCCGCCCCACGCGCACCCCGGCGCGAGACCAAUACCCGGGCCUCACGGGGGCGGCGGCUCGUCCUCGUCGGGCGGUAGCGCGUCGGCGUCGAGCAGCCCACACCGGCACGCGUCGGCAGCGGCGGCAGCAGCGCACGCGUCGCUGGCCGCCGUCGCGGCCGCCGCAGCGUCAGUGUCCUCGUCGUCGCCCUCGACGGGCACGUCGCCCAAUGGCUUCUCAACCUCGCCGCGCAACAACAACAUUCCCCACCCAGCACCAUACAUGGUCGCGCUGGCCGGCUGGCCCGAGCCGGUGUUUGUCGCCGAGGCCCGCGACAUGUGGGAGAAGCGCAAGGCGUCGCGGCCCGGCUCGCCCACCGGCCGCAUGGCGCCCUUUGGCGCGAUGGAGGUGCGCGACGGCAUGGCGCUGCCACCGCCUCUGGCCGCGCUGGACCCCUCGUCGGGGCCGUACCGCGGCGCGCUGUCAAUGUCGCGCUCGGGGUCGACAAACGACCCAUUACACCGGUCGCGGGGGGGCUCGCCGAGCGCCGCGCCCAGCCCGGGACGGCACGCCGCGAGCCCCGCAUUCCCCACCUCGUCGGCACGCGACAAUCCGUCCUCGCCGCCCGACGGCGCGACGCCCCCGCCCCCGCCCGCCGAGGGCGAGCCCCUCGGCCCGCCCCCCGUCCCGGCGCAUGCUAGGGGGGCCGACGCCGCGCGCCCCCGCAGGCUGGUAGGCGGCUUCACGGACCCGCGGUACGGGCUCAACGCGGCGGCCGUCGGGCGGACGGCGAACCGCGCCGCGCUGCGCGUCGCCCCGGCGUGGCACUCGGCCGGCACGGCGUCCCACGCGACGCCGCCGUACGCGGGCACACAUGGCCCUGUUGGUCCUGGCGCCGGCCGCGGUGGUGGCAGCGGCGCGGCGGGUGCUCACCGCACGCGGACGCCGGGGACCAUGUCGCCUCCAGCGCUGCCAGGCCACGCGACGAGCAGCCUGCGUACCCAGCGCGCUGGGGCAGCGGCGCACCGCGCCAAUCCCGAGGUGUACCCCCCGCCGAAUGCGACGGCAGCAGCUGCAGCUGCAGGUGCAGCAGCCCCAGCCCCGCACAUGGCCACGGCGGUCUACCCCCGCGACCCGGACAGCCCGUUCAUGUGGCAGGGUCUCAGCGCGCCGACGAGCGCCAACGCCAGCACGGCGGCGAGCCCGGCCAACAGGAGCGACGAGGGGUCCCCGAGAGUAGGGGACGAGGAGGGCAUGGACGUUGACGACGAGUAG
Messenger RNA from Vanrija pseudolonga, 1302 nucleotides. RefSeq lists its product as uncharacterized. Bases 1 to 1302 code for a protein of 433 amino acids. Lineage: Eukaryota; Fungi; Basidiomycota; Tremellomycetes; Trichosporonales; Trichosporonaceae. The transcript has a single exon. The record is from RefSeq and is a predicted model, not a curated record.